AUGGUACAAGCUGCCACAUUUGCUCGAAGGCUCUUCACAAAACUCGAGGACACCCCCGAAUAUUUUAGAUGCCUUGACCCUGGCUUGGACUGUCUCGCACAAGAAGGAGUCGACAUAAGAGAAGCUAUACUCAACUGCGAAGUGAUCAACAGCUCAGAGGAAACACCGACAGACCCUUAUACACGCUUGGCAGUCAUCAUCCGUGGCGCGUUGCUUCUAUACCAUUGUCGGAAUUUCACUUUCUAUUCGUGCUGGGAAAUGCGCAGGAUUCCUCAAAUUGAUCAAUGCGAGAUUGAUGAGCAGGUGGCCAUGAUUCUGUCGCAGGCACAAAUACUUUUGACGAAAACACAAAUCCCCGGCGUUUUGUUGUUGUUCCCAUUGCGGAUGGCCGGAACACACGUUAUAUCCAGUACCCUGCAGGGGAAAAUACUAGAUAUCCUUUAUCAAAUCCGUCGCAAAGGAUUUGUUAUCUCAGAUAGAAUCCAGGGCGAUUUGCAAGAGUUUUGGCAUCAUGAAUGGUCCACAGUGCAGUCAGGUUUAAGGGAAACUUGA
Molecule: messenger RNA, 552 nt
Organism: Penicillium manginii
Lineage: Eukaryota; Fungi; Ascomycota; Eurotiomycetes; Eurotiales; Aspergillaceae
Exons: 2
Coding region: 1-552 (183 amino acids)
Source: RefSeq, a predicted model, not a curated record